Amblyraja radiata (thorny skate) is the source of this 607-nucleotide messenger RNA. It is a transcript of the gene spryd4, whose product is annotated as SPRY domain containing 4. The record is from RefSeq and is a predicted model, not a curated record. The transcript has 2 exons. Lineage: Eukaryota; Metazoa; Chordata; Chondrichthyes; Rajiformes; Rajidae. Gene Ontology annotation, molecular function: protein binding. Bases 23 to 607 code for a protein of 194 amino acids.
GCUGUGCGUGGAUUGAGUGAAGAUGGCGGCGGGGAGGACGAUGUGGGGAGGAAUGGCAAUGGCUCGGCUACUGCAGGGGAGUUGCUUUCCCAGUGGCCAACCCAGGCGCUAUUUAAAUUUCAAACUGGAUGAGAAAACUGCUCACUGUUCCUUGGACCUAUUCAAAAAAGAGACAGGAGUGAUCUACCGCAUGAUAGGUAUUGACCCAACCAAAGCGGCAAAGAACCCUGAACGCUUCACAGACUGGGCUGUGGUCUUGGCUGACACGCCGCUGUCAUCUGGGAGGCAUUACUGGGAAGUAACAGUGAAACGGUGGCAAGAGUUCCGAAUCGGUGUGGCAGAGACUAAUAUGUCUCGAGAAGAAUGUAUUGGUGCCGAUAACUGCUCCUGGGUCUAUGCUUACCUCCAAAAGAAGUGGUAUUCCAUGGCAUCCAGCGAGAUGAUACCAGUCGACUUCUUUGGAAAGCCUGAUCGAGUUGGCUUUCUCCUGGACUGUGAAGUCAAGACACUCAGUUUAAUAGAAAUUGAGAAAGCUGCUGUUAGCACAAUAAUGACCGAGUUUAGGGCACCACUUGUUCCAGCCUUUGCACUUUGCACUUCUCAGUAA